Populus nigra (black poplar) is the source of this 7643-nucleotide messenger RNA. RefSeq lists its product as uncharacterized. Gene Ontology annotation, molecular function: ADP binding; ATP hydrolysis activity. NCBI's taxonomy places the organism in Eukaryota, Viridiplantae, Streptophyta, Magnoliopsida, Malpighiales, Salicaceae. The record is from RefSeq and is a predicted model, not a curated record. The transcript has 9 exons. Bases 465 to 7469 code for a protein of 2334 amino acids.
UGCUUUGCCAUCCAUCACUGUUCAGUGUUCACUAUUCACUCGUUUCAGCUUUCUAAUUUUCACAAGUGGUCAUCUUUCCUCUGUGCUCUCUGGACCAGCCACAGAGAGUCAUACAGCACCUUCAUUUCAGCUCUAGGUCCGUGCUUUGUUUCUUUUGCUUCUGGAUCUAUUUUGCUUUUCUUGUUUACAAAUCUUUCAGAAAAAAAAAGAAAUUUGCUUGUUCCCAUCUGUAACUUGUUCGUCUUUCAUUUAGAAGCACUUCUCAUAGUUUGGUCUUUUUCUACGUCAUUUAAUAGGCAGUUAGUUUCUUGUUCCUUUAUUCGUUUUUGUUUGUGUUGUCAUAUAUCGUAGAAAAGAAAGAAAGAAGAAAAUAAUUUUGGUUGUACGUUCUGGAAUCCGCAUAGCUUCCUGUUAUUAUAUUGUCUUUGCCCUCUUUUGCCUCUGAUCUUCAAUUCAUAAGAACAAUGGCAGCGGAAAUCGUUUUAUCCACUAUUUUCGAUAUCCUUAUUACCGACCUCAGUCGUCAUAUUAGAUACCCUUUCGAGUACAAGAAAAAUGCCGAGAAACUAACCCAUCAAAUUGACAAGUUAAAAGCAAUGCGAGACAGAGUGCGGGGCACAGUUGAGGAAGCUGAGUUUAAUGGAGAAAUGAUAACAAUUGAUGUCAAAUGUUGGCUGCAAGAUGUGAAUAUGAUUAUUGAAGAAGUGGACCUUGUGCUCAGUGUUGAAAAUGAAAGAGCAAGGAGGUUUCCUUUUGGAUCGUGUCUAAGCAUCAAGUCACACUACCAGGUUGGCAGGAAAGCCAAGAAGCUAGCCUAUGAAGUUUCUGAACUACAGAUGAGUGGUAAAUUUGAUGCGAUUUCCUUCCGCUCUGCUCCACAAUGGAUGUUUGACGGUGAUCACGAGUCCUUACCAUCAAGACUGUUGCUUUGUAAAGCAAUCAUGGAUGCUUUGAAAGAUGAUGAUAUCAACAUGGUUGGUGUGUAUGGGAUAGCUGGCGUGGGUAAGACCACCCUGGUGAAACAGGUUGCCGUACAAGCAAAGGAGCAGAAGCUUUUUGAUGUGGUGCUUAUGGUUGUUGCAUCUGAGGCUUUGAAUAUUAGGAGAAUUCAAGAACAGAUUGCAGUCAUGUUGGGCUUACACCUAGAUGCAGAUACUGACGAGGGAAGAUCAUGUCAGUUAUAUGAGAAGUUGAAGCGUGAGAGGUUUCUUUUGAUUAUGGAUGACUUGCGGGAGAUAUUCGAUUUGAAGAGAAUUGGGAUUCCAUCCAAGGAUGAACACAGUGGGUGCAAGAUAUUGUUAGUUUCUAGAAUUCGUGAUGUUCUGUCAAAUCAAAUGGGUUGUCGAAGGACCUUUGAAGUUUUGAGUUUGUCUGCCGAAGAAGCCCUGGAGUUAUUUAAGAAUACUAUCGGUGAUGAUCUUGAAAAUCCUUUUAUGCGGUCCACUGCUGUUGAGAUAGCCAAGGAGUGUUCGAAUUUGCCAGUUGCUAUUGUAUCAGUUGCGAGAUCUUUGAAGAAGAAGAGUUUACCUGAGUUUAAGAAGGCCUUGAAAGAACUAAGACGUUCCUCCCUAACAAGCUCGACAACAUCACAAAAUAUAGAAAUGAGUUAUAAUUAUUUAGAAAGUGACCAGCUCAAGUCAGCUUUCCUUCUUUAUGGUCUAUUGGGUCAUAAUGCUUCCUUGCGCAAUCUGCUCAGAUAUGGUCUUGGUUUGGGCUUGUUUCCUGAUGCUGUUUCAUUGGAAGAAGCACAGUACAUAGCACAGUCAUUGGUACAUAAACUAAGAGACUCUUUUAAUCCUAAUGUUGGUGAGCAAUUUGCCGUGCAUAUUGCUGUUCAUGAUGCUGCUGUAUCAAUAGCCGAUAGGUACCACCAUGUCUUGACAACAGAUAAUGAAAUUGCAGUGAAGCAGCUUGAUGAAGAUGCACAAAAGCAGCUCAGACAAAUCUGGUUACAUGGCAAUAUUAGCGAGCUUCCAGCAGACUUGGAAUGCCCCCAGCUUGACCUUUUUCAAAUAUUUAAUGAUAAUCAUUAUCUGAAAAUAGCUGAUAACUUUUUUUCAAGAAUGCACAAACUCAGAGUCUUAGGUUUGAGUAAUUUGUCUUUAUCAUCCCUACCUUCUUCUGUUUCUUUGUUGGAGAAUCUUCAAACAUUGUGUCUGGAUCGUUCCACAUUGGACGACAUAUCUGCUAUCGGGGAUCUAAAGAGAUUAGAAAUCCUAAGUUUCUUUCAAUCUAACAUCAAACAGUUACCCAGGGAAAUAGCGCAGCUGACAAAGUUGAGGUUGUUAGAUUUAAGUGAUUGUUUUGAACUCGAAGUGAUUCCACCAGAUGUCUUCUCAAAGCUAUCUAUGUUAGAAGAAUUGUAUAUGAGAAACAGCUUUCAUCAGUGGGAUGCUGAAGGAAAGAACAAUGCGAGUCUUGCAGAGUUGGAGAACUUGUCUCACCUAACCGAUGCAGAGAUACAUAUUCAAGAUUCCCAGGUUUUGCCAUAUGGCAUAAUCUUUGAAAGAUUGAAAAAGUAUAGAGUUUGUAUAGGAGAUGAUUGGGACUGGGACGGUGCAUCUGAUAUGUUAAGAACAGCAAAGCUCAAGCUUAACACAAAAAUUGAUCAUCGAAACUAUGGAAUCCGGAUGUUGUUGAACAGAACUGAAGAUCUUUAUUUGUUUGAAAUUGAAGGUGUCAACAUCAUUCAAGAACUGGAUAGGGAAGGUUUUCCACAUUUAAAGCACCUGCAAUUGCGUAACAGCUUUGAGAUUCAAUAUAUAAUCAGCACGAUGGAAAUGGUUUCUUCCAAUGCCUUUCCUAUUUUGGAGUCUUUAAUUCUCUAUGAUUUGUCAUCCUUGAAGAAGAUUUGCCAUGGUGCACUCAGAGUAGAGUCUUUUGCUAAAUUACGCAUCAUAGCAGUGGAACAUUGCAAUAAAUUGACCAACCUCUUCUCUUUCUUUGUUGCACGAGGCCUCUCACAACUACAAAAGAUCAAAAUUGCUUUUUGUAUGAAAAUGGAAGAAGUUGUUGCUGAGGAAAGUGAUGAACUUGGCGACCAGAAUGAAGUAGUUGAUGUGAUUCAGUUCACUCAAUUGUAUUCCCUAUCACUGCAGUAUUUGCCACAUCUCAUGAACUUCUACUCCAAAGUGAAGCCAUCUUCUUUAUCUCGAACACAACCAAUGCCGUCGAUAACUGAAGCAAGAUCUGAAGAAAUCAUUUCAGAGGAUGAGCUGAGAACCCCUACACAACUUUUCAAUGAAAAGAUUUUGUUCCCAAACUUGGAGGAUUUGAACUUGUAUGCAAUUAACAUUGACAAGCUAUGGAAUGACCAGCACCCAUCAAUUUCAGUUUCCAUUCAAAAUUUGCAAAGAUUGGUUGUGAAUCAAUGUGGCAGCCUCAAAUAUCUAUUUCCAUCUUCUUUGGUGAAUAUUCUCGUGCAGCUCAAACAUCUUUCUAUAACCAAUUGUAUGUCAGUGGAAGAAAUAAUUGCAAUUGGAGGAUUAAAGGAAGAAGAAACAACAAGUACAGUGUUCCCUAAACUAGAGUUCAUGGAGCUCUCUGAUCUUCCAAAACUCAGACGAUUCUGUAUUGGCUCUUCAAUUGAGUGUCCUUUGCUGAAACGGAUGAGAAUAUGUGCUUGUCCUGAAUUUAAGACAUUUGCUGCUGAUUUUUCAUGUGCAAAUAUCACUGAUGGCAAUGAACUUGAAGAAGUGAACUCGGAGGAGAACAACAACAAUGUUAUUCAAUCUCUCUUUGGUGAAAAGGUAAUAUUCCCUAGCUUAGCUGAAAUUGAGAUCUCCCAUAUUGAUAACUUGGAAAAGAUAUGGCAUAAUAAUCUUGCUGCUGGUUCCUUUUGCGAACUAAGAUCAAUUAAAAUUAGAGGUUGCAAAAAGAUAGUGAAUAUUUUUCCAUCAGUUUUGAUACGGAGUUUCACGAGAUUAGAGGUGUUGGAGAUUGGGUUUUGUGAUCUGUUAGAAGCCAUAUUUGACCUCAAAGGACCAAGUGUUGAUGAAAUUCAACCUUCCAACGUUGUACAGUUACGAGACUUGUCCUUGAACAGUCUUCCUAAAUUGAAGCACAUAUGGAAUAAAGAUCCUCAAGGAAAGCACAAAUUUCACAAUCUACAAAUUGUAAGGGCUUUUAGUUGUGGUGUUUUAAAGAAUCUAUUUCCAUUCUCCAUUGCUAGAGUUCUUCGACAACUUGAAAAGCUAGAGAUAGUGCAUUGUGGGGUGGAGCAAAUUGUUGCCAAGGAAGAAGGUGGCGAAGCAUUCCCUUAUUUUAUGUUUCCUAGGUUAACCUCCUUGGAUCUUAUUGAAAUACGAAAAUUCAGGAACUUCUAUCCAGGGAAACAUACAUGGGAAUGUCCAAGGUUAAAAAGUUUAGCAGUGUCAGGCUGUGGCAAUAUCAAGUACUUCGAUUCAAAAUUUCUUUACCUACAAGAAGUUCAAGGUGAAAUUGAUCCCACUGUCCCAAUACAGCAACCUCUCUUCUCUGAUGAAGAGAUAAUCUCCAACUUGGAGGAAUUGUCAUUGAAUGGGGAAGACCCAGCUACUUCAAUUAUUUGGUGUUGCCAAUUUCCAGGGAAGUUCUAUUCCAGGUUGAAAGUUAUCAAGCUGAAAAACUUUUAUGGAAAGCUAGAUCCUAUUCCUUUUGGUUUCCUACAAAGCAUACGCAAUCUAGAAACACUCUGUGUGUCAUGUAGUUCUUUCGAAAAGAUAUUCUUGAAUGAAGGAUGUGUUGAUAAAGAUGAAGACAUUCAGGGGCCUGUUGAUUCAGAUGAACAUACUAGGAUGCGUGCAAGGUUAAAAAAUUUAGUUAUAGAUUCAGUUCAAGAUAUAGCACACAUAUGGGAGCCAAAAUACAGGCUGAUUUCAGUUGUUCAAAAUCUCGAGUCUCUAAAAAUGCAGUCUUGUAACAGCUUGGUCAAUUUAGCACCGUCAACUGUAUUGUUUCAUAAUUUAGAAACUCUUGAUGUACACUCUUGCCAUGGAUUAUCGAACCUAUUAACAUCCUCAACAGCCAAAAGUCUUGUGCAACUCGUGAAGUUGAUCGUAGUUAGUUGCAAAUUGGUGACAGAAAUUGUGGCAAAACAGGGGGGUGAAAUAAAUGAUGAUAUCAUAUUCUGCAAACUAGAAUAUCUGGAACUUGUUCGAUUAGACAAUCUCACAAGCUUCUGCCCUGGAAAUUACAACUUCAUAUUCCCAUCUUUGAAAGGAAUGGUGGUUGAACAAUGCCCAAAGAUGAGAAUUUUCUCUCAAGGAAUAUCAAGCACACCAAAGCUACAGGGAGUAUAUUGGAAAAAGGAUUCUAUGAAUGAAAAGUGUUGGCAUGGCAACCUUAAUGCCACCUUACAACAGUUGUACACAAAAAUGGUUGGAUGCAAUGGCAUAUGGAGUUUGAAGCUCUCUGACUUCCCCCAAUUGAAAGAUAGAUGGCACGGACAACUUCCCUUCAACUGCUUUAGCAAUUUAGGAAAUCUCACAGUGGAUAACUGUGCAAUUGUCUCUACUGCUAUUCCAUCCAAUAUACUAAAGUUCAUGAAUAAUUUGAAAUAUCUGCACGUGAAGAACUGUGAGUCUCUUGAAGGAGUAUUUGAUUUGGAAGGGCUCAGUGCUGAGGAGGGGUAUGAUAGGCUGUUGCCCAAUUUACAAGAAUUGCACUUGGUUGACCUACCUGAGUUGAGGCAUAUAUGGAACAGGGAUCUUCCUGGAAUUUUGGACUUUAGAAACCUGAAAAGGUUGAAAGUUCAUAAUUGUAGCAGCUUGAGAAACAUAUUUUCACCAUUCAUGGCAUCAGGUCUUGUGCAACUCGAGAGGAUAGGGAUAAGAAACUGUGCCUUGAUGGACGAAAUAGUAGUUAACAAGGGAACUGAAGCAGAAACUGAGGUGAUGUUUCACAAAUUGAAACAUUUGGCACUUGUCUGUUUGCCACGCCUUGCAAGCUUUCAUUUGGGUUAUUGUACAAUCAAGCUUCCAUCUUUAGAGUGCGUGCUAGUGCAAGAGUGCCCCCAAAUGAAAACUUUUUCUCAAGGAGUCGUAAGCACACCAAAGCUACGGAAAGUAGUACAGAAAGAAUUUGGAGAUAGCGUACAUUGGGCACACGACCUUAAUGCCACCAUACACAAGUUGUUCAUAGAAAUGAGUGAUAGAGUGGUACGGUCCAAACUGCUGAGCUUACCCAACGAGCCUACACAAGAUAAAAAUGGACAGCAUACUGGAUCAGAGGGACAAGCUUCUGAGAAUUUGCAUGUCACUGAAUAUCCAGAUGGCACUAAAGAAUACCCUCCAGUCUCUCAAAAAGCAUUCAACACCAAAGAGCAUGUCAUCAAAAGUGAACCUGAGAUCAUUCAAUUGGCCUCUAGAUACGAAGAGUCUCUUACUGCUUCAAAUGAUGAGGAAGAGAGUUCCUCGACUCUCACAGAUUCUGAAGUCCAAAUUAAUCAAUACGAUGAAAAGCCUCCAGUAAAUGAUAAUAAUGAAGCCCCAGAGGACCAUGCUGAUCCUAUACAAGCUCAAGAAUUGCGAGCUCACACGGGAAUUGGACCUCAGAUCUCUCAACAAGUUCAACAGGCUUCUCAAGAAACUGAGAAGUAUGAGAACUCAGAGGACCGUGUUAUGCCUACCUUUUCAAUUCUGCAGAGGGACACCAUUCCUUCAUCUCCUGCCGCUCCUGUUGAACAAGUCCUUGUACGGACUUCUGCAUCUUUAACCAACUCAACGUCUUCUCAAGAGCUCAUGCUCACCACUGCUUCUCAACCAACUAUAGAGAUUCCAUCAAUUUCUGUCACCAAAACUCGGCCUGCUUUGAAUUUUGAGUCUGUCUUUGCCAGCAUGGAACAGUUGAUAAACUCAAGUCCAGAGUCUUCUUCUCAGCUUGCGUCAAGCUCUAAUUCUCAUACCGAAUCUCCCAAGUCCAGUAGUGUGAGCUUUGAGGAGACAUACAGUUAUUCAAUGGCUUUGAUAAAAAGGAUCUUAAGAAAAUCCCCAGUAGAAGUGGCCAUAUCUGCUGAUCGCCUGUUGCUUCUGUCCAGUUUGAAGAAUUUAAGGAACUGUCCUUUUCUGAAUUCUCAGCAACUAGAAAUCAUUCAAUUCUACCUUGAGAAUUUUGAGACCUUGGUGACAAGCCACCCAUUUUAUGAGCAGAAAAUUGACUGGACUAAAGUAGUGAAGUUCUGUAUUGAAGAUGACAAAAGGGGAAUUACUGAGUUGAAGACAUCUUAUGAAGAACUUACCAGAAAGAUCAACAUCCUUAGUGCUGAAAAGGAAGCAUUAAGUAAAAAGCUUCGGGAAAUUGAAGAAGAAGAAGAUCACAUCCGAGCAAACAUGGAAGGUCUCUAUGCCCAGCUCGUUAGCCAAAAAGGAAAACUAGAAACAAAUAUGAAUGCUCUUGCAGAAGCCGUGAGGCAAGAACGAGAGACAGCGGAUAGAGCUUGCAAUAUUGAUCGCUAUUGGGCUAAGCUCCAGGGCUUAUUUGCUGAAGUUUGAUUAGAAAGAAAAGAAUACACUGUUUUCAACUACUAAUUAAUAGAAACAGAGCACUCUUUCGAUUUCCUGUCGCAUGGCAUCAGCAGCUGCUGUGAUAGGAAAGUAUUAUCCUUUGUAAUUAUUUGCAAUAUUCAUAAAUGAAAAGACCUGGCAGGGCAGUAUGAGUUUCCUCCA